AUGCCUCGUCCUUACCCGCAUGAACAUGCUUUGUUCUCCCUUCGUCCGUAUAACGGCAAUGAACUAGCCAGACGUAUCAUCGAUCAUCCCAACAACUCCCACAAUGUUUCGUUGUGCGAUGGUAUACCUGCUCUUGAUGUAGGCUUUCACCUACGCAGAAAUUCAAGUUCCACCCUUGCCGAACUCGGGCGACACCAACACGCCGAUAUUUACUUGGACGGAGCCCAUUUCUCACGAACCCAAUGCUCGUUUGAGAUUGUUGUGGACACCGGCGUCAUUAUGCUCCACGACAGAUCGUCCGGAGGCACUACUCAAUGCCAUGCCUCCGAUGGUGAUGAUGCCGCCCCGUUCCAGUAUGGACGCGCCCAGCGGAAGGUCCUUGUACAAAAGGAUUUCAAUACAGUAAUUGGAAUGGGGGGUACAUGGAAUGACCUCCUUCAAUUCGAAUUGGAAUGGCACCGUACUCCUGCAGAGACGGCGGAGGCGAUCAGAAAGUACAAUGCGCAAGGUUACGAUGUAGUGGAGAACCCACGCCUGGCUACGACAAGGCCCGCGACGCCACCUGGAAGAUCGGCACCAAUAAGAUGUCUUAGGGUACAUAAGCUUGGAUCAGGGUCUUUUGGCACAGUUCAUAAAGCUAUCGAUGUAGACUCGGGAGAGGCCAUGGCCGUCAAGACGAUAAAACGACCCACAGGAGAACAGCAGCAAGCCAAAUGGGAAAAGAUGUUGGAGCGUGAAGUCGAAAUACUCCGUAAGACAAAACAUUCUCACAUCGUUGAGUACAUUUGGGCGCAAGUUCAAGGGACAGGGGUAGCCAUCUUUAUGUCCCUGAAGGAAGGGAACUUACAAUCUUUAAUCGAGCGUGGAGACCAUAAACCUGGUAUUAUUGCGGACUCCGUCCUUCCGCAAAUGCUGCAAGCGCUCGAUUGCAUCGCAUCGAAUAGAAUCGUUCAUCGAGACGUAAAGCCAGAGAAUAUUCUGUAUGUCACUGAUCGAAACGACCAAUCCGGGUUCCGCUUCCAACUGGGAGACUUCGGGUUCGCCAAAAGUAUUGCCGAUCCCGCAUCGGUCGCGGGUACCUACAUUUUUAUGCCCCCCGAGCUGUUUCAGGGCGGGAGUAACACCACCAAAUUAGAUGUUUGGUCACUCUUUGUGACAAUGAUGUGGACAUUGGAUACACAGGGAUUUCGUCAGAAUCAAAAUUAUUAUCAGAGCCAACCUGCAACGGUUGUGCAAGGUUUAGUUCGACUUGUAGCUUCUCCCGGUGGGGAGCUAUCACGGAUCCAGAGAAUGGCAAUGUUCGACCCGGAUCACCGUGCUUCUGCAGCAGAGAUGCUUGUGGAUUUAUUCCCAGGAAUCCCACUCAGCAAUCCACAGCAUGCCGUCCCGCAUACGCCAAUCGCCCCCGUCGAAGCUCCGAACCCAGCUCCUUACGCCUUGACACCUCCUGUCACACGAAGCAAAACAAGAGAAAUGCAGAGAAAUGCCGCCGCAGCUCAGCAUCAUGUCGAAUAA
Messenger RNA from Aaosphaeria arxii CBS 175.79, 1515 nucleotides. RefSeq names its product kinase-like protein. The record is from RefSeq and is a predicted model, not a curated record. NCBI's taxonomy places the organism in Eukaryota, Fungi, Ascomycota, Dothideomycetes, Pleosporales. Gene Ontology annotation, molecular function: protein binding; ATP binding; protein serine/threonine kinase activity. Gene Ontology annotation, biological process: protein phosphorylation; mitotic DNA damage checkpoint signaling. The transcript is spliced from 2 exons. Bases 1 to 1515 code for a protein of 504 amino acids. Gene Ontology annotation, cellular component: nucleus; cytoplasm.